Messenger RNA from Abrus precatorius (Indian licorice), 1560 nucleotides. RefSeq names its product tryptophan aminotransferase-related protein 4-like. Gene Ontology annotation, molecular function: carbon-sulfur lyase activity; transaminase activity. Gene Ontology annotation, biological process: amino acid metabolic process. Lineage: Eukaryota; Viridiplantae; Streptophyta; Magnoliopsida; Fabales; Fabaceae. The record is from RefSeq and is a predicted model, not a curated record. Bases 14 to 1363 code for a protein of 449 amino acids. The transcript has 5 exons.
AGCUACAAAGAAAAUGGGGAAAAAGACUGGUCCAAUGCAUUUAGCAUUAAUUGUGAUAACGUUGAUUUUAUUCUUUGUCUCAAACAUGUAUGUUUGUUGGGGAGAAUGGGAGGGCACAUGGAGCACCAGAGCUGCUGAAGAAGCUGAGGCUGUGGCAGCCAUACCAUGUUCAGGACAUGGAAGAGCCUUCUUAGAUGGCCUCAUUCUUAAUGGACAUGAACCUGUUUGUGAAUGCAAUUCAUGCUAUACUGGUUCUAAUUGCUCCGUGUUCUUGACUGAUUGUGCCGCUGAUGCUGGAAGUGGCGAUCCACUAUUUUUAGAGCCAUUUUGGAUUAAACAUGCAGCAAGAAGUGCAAUUUUGGUAUCAGGGUGGCACAGAAUGAGCUACGUAUAUAGUGAUGGAUCAUACAUUUCAGAAUUAUUGGUGAAGUACAUCCGAAAAGUUCAUGAAAUUGUUGGGAAUGCAGUUACUGAAGGAAGAUAUAUCAUAUUUGGAAGUGGCUCAACUCAACUCCUCAAUGCUGCUGUUUAUGCUUUGUCUCCCAACUCUUCGGUGUCUCCGGCAAAAGUGGUAGCCACAGCCCCGUAUUACCCAGUUUAUAGAACACAAACACAGUUUUUCAAUUCAAGGGAUUUUGAAUAUAGAGGAGAUACAUCCUCAUGGAAGAACAUUUCGAAUGACAACAGUAGAUUUAUCGAGUUUGUGACUUCACCAAACAACCCAGAUGGAAAGUUGACAAGGAGAGUUCUUCGUGGUCCUAAUGUUAAGAGCAUUCAUGAUCAUGCCUAUUAUUGGCCACAUUUUACUGCUAUUCCGUCUCCAGCUGAUGAAGAUCUCAUGGUGUUUACAAUUUCCAAACUCACAGGCCAUGCUGGGAGUAGAUUUGGAUGGGCAAUAAUAAAGAAUGAGACAGUUUAUCAAAAGAUGUUGACAUAUUUGGAUUUGAACACCAUGGGAAUUUCUCGUGAAGCUCAACUAAGAGCUUUAAAACUUUUAGAUGUGGUUAUUGAAGGAGACGGAAGAGAAAUAUUUCAAUUUGCAUAUAGAACCAUGAGCGAUCGCUGGAGAAGAUUGAAACAAAUUCUAUCAAAAUCGAAACGUUUUUCUCUACAGAAAUUAUCGCCUCAGUACUGUACCUAUUUCAAGAGAACCAGAGAUCUGUCACCAGCAUACGCUUGGUUGAAAUGUGAGAGACAAGAAGACAAAAAUUGUUAUGAAAUUCUCAAAGCCGCUGAUAUCAUUGGCCGUCAAGGAAGUAUCUAUAGUGCUGAUAAUAAUUACGUGCGUCUCAGUCUCAUUAAAAGCCAAGAUGAUUUUGAGAUACUAAUAAAGAAGCUAAAAGAUCUUGUUGCCAAAGAAUGAGACCCAAAUAAAGUUUAAAACAGUGUCAUAUUUUAAAAAUAAUUACGUACAUAAUAAAACUUUCUGAAAUAUGUAAGGUUGUUGUUUUCAUGUAAUAAAUCACUGUUAAAUAUGUUGUUCUUAAUGUAAAUAACAUGAUACAUAAUUAAUAUGGCAUUGCUCAUUGUGAAACAAUAAAGCAUUACUCUACAAGGAUU